CCUCCUCAGCCCUUCACCCGACACUCGACAGCGGCAUCGCGUAGCACAGACCGCGCCGCUCACACAUACACGUCAGCCGCGCGCCUGCACCUCUGCCUGCCGCCGCCGCCGCACUCCGGCGCCAUGUCGAGCAAGACGGCCACGCGCGACGCGGCCACGAAGCAGCUGCGGGCGCUCACCAACGCCACCGCCGCCGACGCCACGCGCCUGCUCAAGGCCGCCGGCUGGCGCCUCGACGCCGCCAUCGACGCCUUCUACCAAGACGCCGACGCCGGCCGCCGCGCAGAGGCGGCGCAGGGCGACUCCAAGGAGGAGAAGGAGAAGAAGCGGCGCCUCGAGAAGGUGUUUGAGGAGUUCGCCGAGGAUGACCCGCAGGAGAUCGGCAUUAGCGGCGCCAUCGCACUCUGCUCCUCACUCGAGAUCUCGCCCGAGGAUGUCGUGAUGCUGCCGCUCUCCUUCUACCUGCGCUCGCCGUCGAUGGGCCACUUCUCGCGCAGCGGCUUCGUCGAUGGCUGGCGCGAGCUGGGCGCCGACUCGCUCGAGAGCAUGAAGGAGGCACUGCCGCCGCUGCUGGAGGACCUGCGCGGCGACCGGCCGGUGAAGGGCAAGCUGGCGGGCGAGGGCAAGGGCGGUCUCUUCGCGCGGGUGUAUGAGUGGUGCUAUGCCUACGCACGGGACGAGGGACAGAAGAGCCUGUCUCUGGAGACAGCACUGGCCUUCUGGCGCCUGCUGAUGCCGUACUCGCCCACGUGGGGGCCGGAGAGCUUCACGGAGCGGCAGCUCGACAUGUGGGAGAAGUUUUUGACCACACAGACGGGCGGGCGCGCCAUCAGCCGGGACACAUGGACGCUGCAGUUUCUGGAGUUCACGCGGGAGAUCGACCCGGACUUCAAGAGCCACGACUUUGACGGUGAGAGGAGGGCGCGAUGCAGGAACACAGCAAGCACAGCUGACAGCUGCACCCCGUCAGCGGCAUGGCCGUCUGUGAUUGAUGACUUUGUGACGUGGGCGCAGGAGCAGCCGGCCGAGGCCAUGGACACGGACUGA
This is a messenger RNA of Tilletiopsis washingtonensis, 1047 nucleotides long. RefSeq lists its product as hypothetical. The transcript has 5 exons. NCBI's taxonomy places the organism in Eukaryota, Fungi, Basidiomycota, Exobasidiomycetes, Entylomatales. The coding region runs from base 124 to 1047 and encodes 307 amino acids. Gene Ontology annotation, cellular component: ubiquitin ligase complex. The record is from RefSeq and is a predicted model, not a curated record. Gene Ontology annotation, molecular function: cullin family protein binding; ubiquitin conjugating enzyme binding; ubiquitin-like protein binding. Gene Ontology annotation, biological process: protein neddylation; positive regulation of ubiquitin-protein transferase activity.